AUGUUGCUUCACUUGCUCGUCGUUCCUACAUUCGUUGUCGCCAGCACUUGCGCUUCAGCCCCAUCAUAUAAGCUCAAUGUGAAAUAUGAUGCUAGCAACUUCUUCGACUCCUUUGACUUCUUCACUGAUACGGACCCAACGAACGGCAACGUUUCAUACAUAUCCUACCCUGAAGCCUCAUCCACUUCCAAAGGACCACAACUAGCCAAGUACGACAACAACAAGGUCUACCUCGGUGCCGACAGCACUCAGCACUUCUCAGAUGAAGAGGUAGCAAAUAAGCAGGUUUUCAGAAAGAGUGUGAGGGUCGAGAGCAUCCAGACGUUCGACACAGGUCUUUUCGUCGGAGAUUUUGAACAUGUGCCUGGGAGUGCUUGCGGAGUAUGGCCCGCGUUUUGGGUUCUUCAUGACAACGAUGCAGCAAGAGGCAGCAAUUAUGGCGAAGUCGACAUCUACGAGGGCAUCUCGCUCAACACUGCGAACGAAAUGACUAUGCACACGAACCAACAUUGCACAAUCCCAACCGAAAAUCCAGAUAAUGGAAAUUGUCUUGACCCCGAAGGUGUUGCUGCUGGGUGUGAGGUCGAUGCUCCUGACGGCACAUUUGGAGACGAGUUUAAUAAGAAGGGUGGAGGUGUGUGGGCACUUCUUUUGGAUAAUAAAAAUGUGAAGAUCUGGUAUUUCGAGAAUGCGAAGAUCCCGCAGGAUUUGAGAGACGGCAAUCCUAAUCCAACGAAGUGGGGGAAAGGGGUUCUGGAUGUUACACCAAAGGGAAGCUCGUGCGACAUGAAGAAAGCAUUUCAGAAGAUGAAAAUUAUACUCAACAUCACCUUCUGUGGUGACAUGGCGGAUGAUAAGAAGGAAAAGACUUGGGAGAAGAAAUGUGCUGCAGCGACCGGUGUUAAGACUUGCGCUGCAUAUGUGGGCCAGAAUGAGCAUGCGUUCGAUGAGGCAUACUUUCUGAUUAACUCCCUCACGCAUUACCUCCCGCUUGAAUAA
Lindgomyces ingoldianus is the source of this 999-nucleotide messenger RNA. RefSeq names its product glycoside hydrolase family 16 protein. Lineage: Eukaryota; Fungi; Ascomycota; Dothideomycetes; Pleosporales; Lindgomycetaceae. Gene Ontology annotation, biological process: glucan catabolic process. Gene Ontology annotation, molecular function: hydrolase activity, hydrolyzing O-glycosyl compounds. Bases 1 to 999 code for a protein of 332 amino acids. The record is from RefSeq and is a predicted model, not a curated record. The transcript has 4 exons.